AUGGUGUGUAUGUUUCACAGUGAACCCGUGUCAAUCCGUACCAAUCCCGUGCUUUAUCGUCUCAUCACCUGCCUAAAACCACCAACAUGUGCUGUGACUGACUCCGGUGUCUGCUCACAGGGGCGCGUGAGAACCAAGACCGUGAAGAAAGCCGCUCGGGUGGUCAUCGAGAAGUACUACACCCGCCUGGGCAACGACUUCCACAUCAACAAGAGAGUGUGCGAGGAGAUCGCCAUCAUCCCCAGCAAACCGCUGCGCAACAAGAUCGCGGGGUAUGUGACCCAUCUGAUGAAGCGCAUCCAGAGGGGUCCUGUCAGAGGCAUCUCCAUCAAACUGCAGGAGGAGGAGAGAGAGAGACGGGAUAACUACGUCCCAGAGGUCUCUGCUUUGGAUCAGGAGAUUAUCGAGGUUGAUCCAGAUACAAAGGAAAUGCUGAAGACUUUCGACUUUGGCAACAUCUCCAACUUGCAGGUCACCCAGCCAAGUAUUGGAAUGAACUUUAAAACACCCAGAUGAGUCCAGAGGUGUAAUUUAUCAGAAUUCAAUAAAGACUGCAAAAAAAAAAAAA
Molecule: messenger RNA, 568 nt
Organism: Carassius carassius (crucian carp)
Lineage: Eukaryota; Metazoa; Chordata; Actinopteri; Cypriniformes; Cyprinidae
Product: small ribosomal subunit protein eS17-like
Exons: 5
Coding region: 1-516 (171 amino acids)
Biological process (GO): translation
Cellular component (GO): ribosome
Molecular function (GO): structural constituent of ribosome
Source: RefSeq, a predicted model, not a curated record